This is a messenger RNA of Wallemia mellicola CBS 633.66, 561 nucleotides long. RefSeq lists its product as hypothetical. The record is from RefSeq and is a predicted model, not a curated record. Lineage: Eukaryota; Fungi; Basidiomycota; Wallemiomycetes; Wallemiales; Wallemiaceae. The transcript has 2 exons. Bases 18 to 488 code for a protein of 156 amino acids.
UGGGAUGGGUACCUGCGAUGGAAGGACCUAAAAACGUCCGCAGAAGCGUUUCUGAGAAAAAGCCAUUGAAGAUUCCUGCAUUUGGAGAAACACCUCGCUUCUUCAGUGCCCCGCAUGAUCGCUACACUUUUACGGCACCGAUUCCACAAAAUAAAGUGACGACUAUAAUCGGUGAAGGUAAGACAUCAUCCGAAGAUCAUUCCACUACUUCUUUAGAGUCUCUUUUAGAAUGUUCAGAGUUGAUUGAUGAGCAUAAGAGGCGUCAGAUUCAUACUUCAGAAACAGGCGAUAGCUCAUUCUUGGAUGCUUCAUUGUCGACUAAUGAAGUCUCAUCACCAUCUAAUGCAAGUGCAAAGAAUUUUCUCAUUCACGGGUCACCGUCCGUUGAAUCACCAAUAUUUAACACGAGAUCAACUACUGAACACAUCAAAGAUAAAGAGAAUUAUCCGAUUAUCGACCGCUCAAACUCAAGAUUCAACAUCGACUAAAUUAUUGCUGUAAUAGUAACUAUGUAAAGACACACUAGCAGAAUUUCUAUAUUAAAUAAAGAUAUCAAUCAAA